Naegleria lovaniensis is the source of this 1143-nucleotide messenger RNA. RefSeq lists its product as uncharacterized. The transcript has 2 exons. Gene Ontology annotation, molecular function: damaged DNA binding; ubiquitin binding; proteasome binding. The record is from RefSeq and is a predicted model, not a curated record. Gene Ontology annotation, cellular component: nucleoplasm; cytosol. Gene Ontology annotation, biological process: nucleotide-excision repair; proteasome-mediated ubiquitin-dependent protein catabolic process. NCBI's taxonomy places the organism in Eukaryota, Heterolobosea, Eutetramitea, Acrasida, Naegleriidae. The coding region runs from base 1 to 1143 and encodes 380 amino acids.
AUGCAAAUAGCGUUCAAGACUGUAACAAAGAGACAAUUCGAGUUAGAGGCUAAUCCUACCGAUACCAUCAAACACUUGAAACAAUUGGUAGAGGACAAUACUGAAUUCAGCAGUGCUGGUAUGAAACUUAUUUACGGAGGAAAGGAAUUAAACGAUGAUCAAACAAUAGAAUCCGCAAAUAUUCAAUCAAGUAUUGCUGUUAUUCUUGUAGCAAAGAAAAAGCAACACGUUACUCAACCAAAGAAGAAGGAAGAGGAAACAACGUCUGCUGCUACUACUACUACCACCUCCGAAACAAAACCACCAACCACAACAACAACCGAAAGUACUCUUCCAUCUACUACAACUCCUGCCAGUACAGCAACCACAACCACAGCAACCACACCUCAAGAGCAAAUACCAGGUGGGCCUGGAACAGCUGAGUACGAUGAGGCUGUGCAACAAUUUUUGGAGAUGGGUUACGACAGAAAUGAUAUCGACGAAUGUAUGAAGGCUGCUUUUUAUGAUAGAGCAACAGCAGCUGAAUUUCUCAUUUCCGGCAUUCCAGAAAAUGUCAAGCAAAUGAUGCAAGAACAUGGAGGAAAUAUGCCACCUCCACCACAAGGUGGUAUGCCAGGGCUUCAAGGCAAUCAACAAGGAUUCAGUUUGCGUGAUUUGUUUACUCUUUCACCACAGCUUAACAACUUGAGAAAUGCUAUUAGACAAAACCCAACACUUUUACGUGAAUUUUUACAACAUGUAUCACAAGUGAGUCCGGAGUUAUAUCAAAUCAUUCAAUCAAAUCCUCGUGAAUUUUUGGAAAUUAUUAAUGAAACUGGUCCAACAACAACACAACCAGGUGGAACAACGCCAUCAGGUGGUGUGCCAACAGGAGGUGAGACUGGCGGAGAGCAAGGAGGAAUUCCAGGCGGUCAACAACCUCCACCAGGAACUGUGUUCAUUACUCGUGAAGAUGAGAGAAAGAUCAAUGAGUUAGUCGGUCUAGGAUUUACCAAAAACGAAGCUAUUCAAGCCUAUUUGGCAUGUGAUAGAAAUCAAGAAAUGGCUGCCAACCUUCUUUUUGAAAACCGUGACAGGGGAUUUGAGGACGACGACGAAGACGACGAACAACAAGGAGGUCAAGGUGGAGGCAUGCACGACUAA